UUAACUGCUCCCUCUAUAUCCCUUUCGCGCUCCACCUACUCCCAACUUACUCUCCUACAAUCAGCAACCGGGCCAUUGCCCCGAUAGCCAAGACGUUUUCCAAUCUCCUCAACUCGUAUGUGCCUCACUAUCGUGACCCUCCCUUACUGGGUACUCUUCCUGCCCCUGAGCAUUUUUCUAACCUUCCCUCAGCGUCCACCACCCAUUCGCAGGCCGACGCACCGCACCUUCGGGCGCAGCAUCGGACUUAGACUACCGCAGAUAAAUUUUCUGUGGUCAGCCAGUCAAAAAUUCGCCCAUCAACUAGUAUGGCGCCUCACGCAGAUGACAGCAAUGGCUUUGCGAAUGGGGGUGGUGUAGAGGUAGCCCCAACCAAGGAUCUCUUUACUGUGAACUCUCCCAACGUUGAGUACACCGACAACUUCAUCAAGACCAAGUACACUUACCGCACCACGGCGAUUUUCCAGAACGCCGACGGUAAGUAUGUGGCCGCCCCCAAGGAGACCCUUUACGACUUCAAAGUCGACCGCAAGGUCCCCAAGGUUGGCGUUAUGCUUGUUGGCUGGGGCGGUAACAAUGGAACUACUGUUACCGCCGGCAUCAUGGCCAAUCGCCGUGGCCUGGUCUGGGAGACCAAGCACGGCAAACGCGCUGCCAACUACUAUGGUUCCGUUAUCAUGGGUUCUACCACUAAGCUCGGUACUGACAGCAAGUCUGGAAAGGAGAUCAACAUCCCUUUCCAUGACCUUUUGCCAAUGGUUCACCCCAAUGACCUCACCAUUGGCGGUUGGGAUAUCAGCGGCAUGAAUCUCGCCGAUGCCAUGGAUCGCGCCAAAGUGCUGGAGCCGUCAUUGAAGUCUCUAGUUCGUAAGGAAAUGGCCACCAUGAAGCCGCUUCCCAGCAUUUACUACCCAGACUUCAUUGCCGCCAACCAAGAGGAGCGCGCUGACAAUGUGCUUCCUGGUACCAAGGCUUCCAUGGCUCAUGUUGAGCAAAUCCGCAAGGACAUUCAGGAGUUUAAGGCUGCCAACGGACUCGACAAGAUCAUUGUCCAAUGGACAGCUAACACGGAGCGCUAUGCCGACAUUCUUGAAGGCGUCAAUGACAGCGCCGAGAACCUUCUCAAGUCGAUCGAAGCUGGCCAUGAAGAGAUCUCUCCAUCAACCGUUUUUGCGGUCGCCUGUAUCCUGGAGCAGGUUCCCUUCAUCAAUGGAUCUCCUCAGAACACUUUCGUCCCCGGUGCAAUCGAGCUUGCCGAGAAGCACGGCGCAUUCAUUGGUGGCGAUGACUUCAAAUCUGGUCAGACCAAAAUGAAGUCAGCUCUUGUGGACUUCUUGAUCAGCGCUGGGAUCAAACUCACCUCCAUUGCCAGCUACAACCAUCUUGGCAACAACGAUGGCAUGAAUCUCAGCUCCCAGAAGCAGUUCCGCUCCAAGGAAAUUUCCAAGUCGAAUGUCGUUGACGACAUGGUGGCUGCCAACAGUGUUUUGUACAAGGAGGGCGAGCACCCAGACCACACUGUCGUGAUCAAGUACAUGCCAGCUGUCGGAGAUGAUAAGCGAGCUCUGGACGAGUACUAUGCCGAGAUUUUCUUGGGCGGCCAUCAGACCAUCAGCAUCUUCAAUGUCUGUGAGGACUCUCUCUUAGCUUCGCCAUUGAUCAUUGACUUGGUCCUUGUUACUGAGAUGAUGACGCGUAUUGAAUGGAAGGCUCACAGUGCUGAUGGGGUUGACGCCAAGUACGCUGGCUUCCACAGCGUUCUCAGCAUCCUCAGCUACAUGCUCAAGGCUCCACUGACUCCAACGGGUACUCCAGUCAUCAAUGCCCUCGCAAAGCAGCGCGCUGCUCUGACGAACAUUUUCCGCGCCUGCGUCGGACUAGAGCCAGAGAAUGACAUGACUCUAGAGCACAAGCUGUUCUAAAAUAAUUCCUUGCGAGACUUGAAUCUUGCGUUGGACACAUUCGAAUUAUUUUACCAUGUCAGUUAGGGUGGAGCUGAGACUACAUGCUUGAUUCAACAUCUAUGCUAGAAGUCGGUUUUCUAUGAUCUAUUUGGGCCACUCAAUACUCUCACUCAAAACUGCAAGUGGAAUCUAAACCCCUUGAAUGGGAGUAUUUCCGCGCUUAAUGUUCU
Messenger RNA from Lindgomyces ingoldianus, 2134 nucleotides. RefSeq names its product Myo-inositol-1-phosphate synthase. Gene Ontology annotation, molecular function: inositol-3-phosphate synthase activity. The transcript is spliced from 3 exons. Gene Ontology annotation, cellular component: cytoplasm. Bases 309 to 1922 code for a protein of 537 amino acids. Gene Ontology annotation, biological process: inositol biosynthetic process; phospholipid biosynthetic process. Lineage: Eukaryota; Fungi; Ascomycota; Dothideomycetes; Pleosporales; Lindgomycetaceae. The record is from RefSeq and is a predicted model, not a curated record.